This is a messenger RNA of Entrophospora sp. SA101, 1071 nucleotides long. Lineage: Eukaryota; Fungi; Glomeromycota; Glomeromycetes; Entrophosporales; Entrophosporaceae. The record is from the annotation of a GenBank genome assembly.
AUGUCAUCGUAUUACAUUGGAGAGGAUGAUUCAUUUACUAAUAUUAAUGAGUCAUUUGCAUCAGCAGGAACCAAUUCAUUGGCUUCUACUUCUACUCCUCCACUUCCACCCUCUCCUUCAACUAAUUCCUCUUUCAUUGUUUCCACUUCCUCAAUUGUUCACACUUCUUCCACCAUUUCUUCUUCUCAUGCUCUAAUUUCCCCUUCACCACCUUUAUUUAAUGAAGAUGUUGAUUCAUCUUCUGCUGUUAAUAAUAAUGAAUCAAAUUAUAUCUUAUAUCUUGUUGAUGUAUUCUUAUUAUCUACAAUUGGAAUGAUUAUUGGAUGUGAUAAAACAAAUAAGGCAAUCAUACAAGGAUUAAUAACUAUAUAUUUUUUUUGGCCCAUUCUGAUACAGAAAAACCCUCUGCAACACGAAAUUGAAGCAAUGGUUUUUAGAUUUUUGCCAAGCAAGAUUGAAUUAGAAAAGGACAUAAUAAUUUCCGCAGCUUUUGUAAAUUUUAUAAAUGCAGUUCGCUUGUAUAAUAAUUCAAAAGAUUACAAUUCUUUUAAUAUUGAAAUUUUUAAAAUAAUUUUGAUUUUGAUCAGUAAUUAUGAUGAGUUUCUAAAACCAAUAUUAUUGAUUAUUCCAUCAACUGUUCAAGGUGUGAUCCUAUAUCCUAAAUAUGAUAAUAUCAUCAUAAUAGUUACUAUUAUUUUAUCUUAUGCAGCAACAUUCAUGGAAAUGCAUCGGAAAGUUCAGAUGUCUCAGGCUCGGGAACCUCAAAUAUCUCCAAAACUCAAUGAAUUUUUAACACUAUUUUUUGUGGAGUUAGGGAUAAUUUUUCUUAAAUUUUGUACAUCUAAUGCUACUAAGAAGUUAUCACCAUCUAAUGUCUUUAAAGGGAGUGAAUUAGCUAAUCUUGGAUUACCUUAUUUAUGUUUUUAUUGGUCCCUAGAUCUUAAAAAUAAAUUGUAUACUAUAUUAUCUGCAUACAUUAAUCCAUUUGACAGUUUAUUGAAGCAAGAAUCAACAAUCAACCUUGAACAACAUAAAAAAAACAUUAGAUCAUUCUUCCCGGAUCUUAAUUAA